CCCUCGUGGUCUCCUCUCUCCCGAUUCCCACAUCGCCGAUCGCGAAAGGAAAAGAAAACUUGGAGGAAGAAGUCAUGGAAAGUGCUGGUACGAGCUUCAACGACCGAAGGUGGUCGCUGAAAGGCAAGACCGCUUUGGUCACUGGUGGAACCAGAGGGAUUGGGUACGCGAUCGUAGCAGAGCUAGCGGGGCUCGGCGCGAGUGUGCACACUUGUUCUCGCAACGAGAAAGAGCUCAACGAGCGAGUGGAAGAGUGGCGGGGCAAAGGAUUUCAAGUGAGGGGUUCGGUCUGUGACCUCACUUGCAAUACCCAAAAGGAAGAGCUGAUUAAGACCGUCUCCUCUGUUUUUGAUGGCAAGCUGAACAUUCUGGUAAACAAUGCGGCAACAGUUGUUCUUAAGGGCGUGCUAGAUCACAGACCAGAGGACUGCUCUUACGUGUUGAAAGCCAACCUCGAGUCCCCUUACCAUUUGUGCCAACUUGCGCAUCCACUCCUGAAAGCUUCAGGAGACGGCAACAUUGUUUUUCUUUCCUCAAUUGCGGGUGUUGUAGCUCUACCUGCACUCUCGAUUUACUCUGCUUCCAAAGGAGCUAUCAAUCAGCUUACCAAGAACUUGGCAUGUGAAUGGGCGAAAGACAACAUUCGGAUCAACACGGUGGCUCCUGGGCCUGUGAAAACCACCAUCACGAAACCUGUAUUAGUCUAACCGAUAUCUCUAUCCGGAUUU
Eucalyptus grandis is the source of this 728-nucleotide messenger RNA. RefSeq names its product tropinone reductase 1-like. Lineage: Eukaryota; Viridiplantae; Streptophyta; Magnoliopsida; Myrtales; Myrtaceae. The record is from RefSeq and is a predicted model, not a curated record. The transcript has 5 exons. Bases 75 to 707 code for a protein of 210 amino acids. Gene Ontology annotation, molecular function: oxidoreductase activity.